AUGGCUCGCACAAAGCAAACGGCCCGCAAAUCCACCGGCGGCAAGGCGCCGCGCAAGCAACUGGCCACGAAGGCCGCAAGGAAGUCGGCGCCCGCCACGGGCGGCGUGAAGAAGCCUCACCGGUACCGCCCGGGCACGGUGGCGCUGCGCGAGAUCCGCAAGUACCAGAAGUCGACGGAGCUGCUCAUCCGCAAGCUGCCCUUCCAGCGCCUGGUGCGCGAAAUCGCGCAGGACUUCAAGACGGACCUGCGCUUCCAGAGCUCCGCCGUGAUGGCGCUGCAGGAGGCGGCGGAGGCGUACCUCGUCGGUCUCUUCGAGGACACCAACCUUACCCCUCCCGCUUCUCUUGCCCUCCCCGCGCGCCACUGGCCUCUGUCGCCCCUGUUCCGCCGCGCCCCGCUCCGCCGUCGUCCGCACGCCUCUCCCGCGCACACCCGCCCUCCGCCCGCGCGUGGUCGGAAAGGCUCCGCCUUGCCGCGCGGCGGCGGAGUCGGAGGCGGUAGGGGAGGGCGCGGGGGAGCAGAAGACUGUGUCGCUGGGGACGGCGGUGCUGCCGGCGGACUGCGAUCUGGCGGCGCUGGAAACGAUGAUGGCGCAGGUGGGAAUGGCGCAGGUGGGAAUGGCGCAGGUGGGAAUGGCGCAGGUGGGAAUGGCGCAGGUGAGAAUGGCGCAGGUGAGAAUGGCGCAGGUGAGAAUGGCGCAGGUGAGAAUGGCGCAGGAGAGAAUGGCGCAGGUGAGAAUGGCGCAGGUGAGAAUGGCGCAGGUGAGAAUGGCGCAGGAGAGAAUGGCGCAGGUGAGAAUGGCGCAGGAGAGAAUGGCGCAGGUGAGAAUGGCGCAGGAGAGAAUGGCGCAGGUGAGAAUGGCGCAGGUGAGAAUGGCAUGGCGCAGGUGAGAAUGGCGCAGGUGAGAAUGGCGCAGGAGAGAAUGGCGCAGGAGAGAAUGGCGCAGGUGGGAAUGGCGCAGGUGAGAGCGGCGGACGCGAGAGCGGCGCAG
This is a messenger RNA of Closterium sp. Naga37s-1, 993 nucleotides long. Lineage: Eukaryota; Viridiplantae; Streptophyta; Zygnematophyceae; Desmidiales; Closteriaceae. The record is from the annotation of a GenBank genome assembly.